CACCACGUCUAAGUAUGGAGCCUCUCACAUUCCACGCUUCCUAAUUCAAAACCGCGAUCGGUGCAUGUUUGUCUUUUUGUGUUUAGUUUCGUGAACCAUCUCCUGAUUUCUUCGAGGCUUCUGUAUAUUGACACCAGAGAACACCAUGCCUCGCCGCAUUGAUGAUUCCCCAGCUUCAGCGAGUGAAGAAGAGGAGGAAGAAUACUCGGUUGAAAAAGUAGUUGAUAGGAGAAUGAAUGGGAAUAAGGUUGAAUAUCUUCUGAAGUGGAAAGGCUAUGGCGAUGAGGACAACACAUGGGAGCCAGAGGACAAUUUAGACUGUCCAGAUUUGAUAGAGGAGUUUGAAAGGAGAAGGAAAGAAGAUUUAAAGAAAAAAGAAGAAAAGAAAAAGAAGACAGAAUCAAAUAAUGCAAGUAAAGAAUCACAUAAGACCUCAAAUAAAACUUCAAGCAAGGAAUCCAGUAAAGUAUCCACUAAAGAUUCAAGUAAAGAUGCAGUUAAAGUUGUAAAGAAAGAAAUGACAAAAGAGUCAAGUAAAGAUACAACAAAAGAUUCAAGUAAAGAUACAACAAAGGAUUCUAGUAAAGAGACAGUAAAAGACUCUAAUAAAGAAAUAACAAAAGAUUCUAAUAAAGAAAUAGCAAAAGAUUCUAGCAAAGAAAUAGUAAAAGAUUCUAGCAAAGAAACAAAAGAUUCCAGUAAAGAGACGACAAAAGAAUCAAAUAAAGAGACAUCAAAAGAUCCAGUGAAAGACUCAAACAAAAAUUCUGUUAAAGAUGCCAUUAAAGAUUCAAGAGAUAGAGAUUUAAAAGAGGCAGACAAGGAAUCCCAGAAGAGAAAGUCAAGUGGAAAGGAACCUCCUAGAAAGAAAACAGCAACUUCAGAUAGUGGUCCCCGAGGAUUUGACCGUGGAUUAGAGGUGGAAAAAAUUAUUGGUGCCACAGAUACGGAGAAUGGUGACUUGAUGUUCUUGAUUAAAUGGAAAGGGUUAAGCGACGUAGAAUUGGUUCCAGCCAAAGAGGCCAAUGUCAAAGUACCACAGUUGGUUAUCAGUUUUUAUGAAGCAAGAUUAACGUGGAACACCACACACAGAUGAGGAAAGUUAAAUCUGGCAGAAAUGAGAUCAUGCAUGAUUCAUAUAAAAGAGAUCUUGAGUAUACCAGCUUGUUUUUUCUUUUGUAAAUGAAAGAACUUGCUGCAGUAAAGUGCAGUACAGUAUAUUUUUAUUACUUUUAUAAGAAAACAUUUUUCUAAUAGAGUAUUUUGAGAACUAUUCUUCUUUAGUUCAGAUAGUACAAAAAUUUUAAUUUCAUUUGUAUAUUGUAUAGGCCAAUAAUAUAUCACUCACACUGCCUAAGAAAGGUCUCCAAGGUUUUUUUUUUGUGUGUGAGUGUAUUUGUGUGUAUGUGAAAAAAGUAGUUAAAUAAAGGAACUCUUUUUACUGCUGUUUAUGAAUAAUAUUAGUUAUUCUUUAGAGGUUAGAAAUUGUUGAGAAUCUGGACAAGAAGAAUUAGUUUUAUUUGUAGUAAAGAAACUUGAUGUGGGCAUAGGUACUCAAGUCUACUUUUAUUUUUACUUAAAUGUCAUUGUUUUUCACACUACUCCAGUUGGAUUAAUUUUUUAUAGUAAUGACUGAAACAUAAGAACAAGAAAAUGAUUUUAUGUUUGAGAAAAUGAGAAUCCUGCUAUGAUCAAGCUCUCAUUUUUUUUAUUUCACAAUCAAGUGGUGUUAUUGGAAUAUCCUGUAAAUAUUUUGUCUUUAUACAAAACAUAUAAGAUUGUUGCCUUUUUUUCUACCCUUUCCCCACUUUGGGAAGUGUAAGAUGUUAAUAGUGCUAAAUAGUAUUGAAUAACUUUUUUA
Molecule: messenger RNA, 1861 nt
Organism: Macrobrachium nipponense
Lineage: Eukaryota; Metazoa; Arthropoda; Malacostraca; Decapoda; Palaemonidae
Product: heterochromatin protein 1-like
Exons: 5
Coding region: 146-1096 (316 amino acids)
Biological process (GO): chromatin organization; negative regulation of transcription by RNA polymerase II
Cellular component (GO): nucleus; pericentric heterochromatin
Molecular function (GO): chromatin binding
Source: RefSeq, a predicted model, not a curated record